This is a messenger RNA of Penicillium verhagenii, 1671 nucleotides long. Its product is annotated as MDR family MFS transporter. The coding region runs from base 1 to 1671 and encodes 556 amino acids. Gene Ontology annotation, molecular function: transmembrane transporter activity. The record is from RefSeq and is a predicted model, not a curated record. Lineage: Eukaryota; Fungi; Ascomycota; Eurotiomycetes; Eurotiales; Aspergillaceae. Gene Ontology annotation, biological process: transmembrane transport. The transcript is spliced from 5 exons.
AUGUCUCCGAAUUCGCUUGCGGAGAGCGAUGUCCCAAGGACUGAUAUGAGUCCGCCAACGACACAGGAAAAUACUCAAGGAGUGGAGGAUACGAGUCAAUAUGCCAAGUUUUCGACGAUAUUAUUGAUCUCCAUUGUGCUGUGCUUGGCAACUUUGUGCGUAGCAGUGGAUAAUACGAUAAUUUCAACCGCUGUUCCCCGGAUCACCAAGCAGUUUCACAGUAUUGAUGAUGUGGGCUGGUAUGCAUCAAUAUACCCCUUGACCUCCUGCGCGUUCCAACCUACAUACGGCAAGAUCUACACGAUCUUCUCCAGCAAACGCGUUUUCCUGUCAGCGUUGCUGAUCUUUGAGAUUGGAAGCGUUUUUUGUGCCACUGCACUCAAUUCUUAUUUUUUCAUUCUCGGACGGGCCUUCGCCGGUAUAGGUUCAGCUGGAAUACAAGCGGGCACUACACUCAUUCUUGCUGACAGUGUUCCCCUACGCCAGCGACCGACGUGGAACAGCAUUAUUGGCAGCAUGUUUGCAGUCGGCAGCGUAGCCGGACCCUUGUUGGGGGGAGUAUUCUCAGAUAGAUCCACAUGGCGAUGGUGUUUCUAUAUAAAUCUUCCCAUUGGUGGCGCGGUUAUGAUUUUUAUCCUCUUCUUCUAUGGCGGUAGGGAUCGUGGCAAGAGAGCAUCUGAACCAAUCGGAUUUUGGAGCCAGAUCGCACGCUUUGACUUGGGUGGUACAGUCACCUUCAUGUCAGUAACGAUCUGUCUCCUUUUGGCACUCUCAUGGGGUGGGACAACAUAUGCAUGGGGCAAUAUCCGCAUCUUAGCCUUGCUAGCCCUCGCUGGCCUUCUUUUUUGUUUAUUCAUCGGUAUUGAAUACUUGAUGAAAGACCACGCCAUUAUUCCUUUACGUCUACUACGCAAGCGAAGUAUAGGCGCAGCCAUAUUAUUUGGUAUAUGUCUUGGAGGAGUGUUUUUUGUCAAUGUCUAUUACAUACCACUGUGGUUCCAAAUUGUCAAUGGCGUCUCGGCUGUGGAUUCCGCCAUACUUUUCAUCCCAUUCAUGCUGAGUGUCGUUGGAGGAUUCAUGUUUGCAGGCUUUGGAACAGCUGCAACGGGAUAUUACACACCUUUUGUUUAUGCCGGAUCAAUUCUCAUGUCGAUAGGCACUGGCCUCUUGAUGACCGUUCGGCCCCAUAGCACCUCGCGAGCGAAGUGGAUUGGAUUGCAGAUCUUGUGCGGAGUCGGUAUAGGCCUAGGAGAAGAGCAGGGAUUAUACAUGGUACAGACGACGCUCCCCGAAAAGGAUGUUGCAACUGGUAUCGGCCUCAUCCUGUUCGCUCAGACGUUUGGUGGAGCUCUCUUCGUGUCAGUUGCACAGGCAGUCUUUCUGGAAAACAUCAGCAAGGCAUUGAGAACGUUGGCCCCGGAUCUAAAUCCCAAGUCCGUUUUGGACGGCGAAACGUCAGGCUCGUCAUCAGAAUUGAGGUCAGUUUAUGGCGUCGCCAUUAGGGACGCGCUACGUGUUGGGCUUAUACUAGCAACGGUAUCGAGUCUUGGCGCUUUUAUGUACGAUUGGAAAACUCUCAAGACUGAGCGGGACGAUGGAGAUAGCGAAGGCAGAAGUGAACAUGAGCUGGAAGAUUUAGCCGAAGUUGGAACUGAGAAUAAGGCGAAGUAG